Molecule: messenger RNA, 2758 nt
Organism: Saccostrea cuccullata (small rock oyster)
Lineage: Eukaryota; Metazoa; Mollusca; Bivalvia; Ostreida; Ostreidae
Product: transitional endoplasmic reticulum ATPase-like
Exons: 17
Coding region: 109-2502 (797 amino acids)
Biological process (GO): retrograde protein transport, ER to cytosol; mitotic spindle disassembly; autophagosome maturation
Cellular component (GO): cytosol; VCP-NPL4-UFD1 AAA ATPase complex; nucleus
Molecular function (GO): ATP binding; ATP hydrolysis activity; polyubiquitin modification-dependent protein binding
Source: RefSeq, a predicted model, not a curated record
AUUCGAGAUUUUUCUUUUAGAAUAUAAACAGCCAUUUUGUGCUCACGAACGUUGCGUCGUGAAGUUGUGUUUGAGAAAGACUAUCAUAUAUCCUAAAUUAAAGACACAAUGGCAGAAGGAACAAAUGAUGAUUUAGCGACAGCUAUCCUAAAGAAGAAAGAUCGCCCCAACAGAUUACUGGUUGAGGAAGCCAUCAAUGAGGACAACUCGGUCGUUUCACUCUCUCAGGCUAAGAUGGAUGAGCUACAGUUGUUUCGUGGAGACACAGUUUUGUUGAAGGGGAAGCGGAGAAAGGACACAGUUUGUAUAGUCCUGUCUGACGACACAGUCAGUGACGACAAAAUCCGAAUUAACAGAUGUGUCCGUAACAAUCUCCGCGUCCGUCUGGGAGACGUGGUCAGUAUUCAGGCCUGUCCUGAUGUGAAGUACGGGAAAAGGAUCCAUGUCCUGCCAAUUGAUGACACAGUGGAGGGACUCACAGGCAAUUUAUUUGAGGUGUACUUGAAGCCCUACUUUCUGGAAGCCUAUAGACCAAUCAGAAAAGGCGACAUAUUCUUGGUCCGAGGGGGAAUGAGAGGAGUGGAGUUCAAGGUCAUUGAGACCGACCCUAAUCCCUACUGUAUCGUGGCACCAGACACCGUCAUACACUGUGAAGGGGAACCAGUCAAAAGAGAGGAGGAAGAGGAAGCUCUGAAUGAGGUCGGAUACGAUGACAUCGGAGGCUGCCGUAAACAACUGGCUCAAAUCAAAGAAAUGGUGGAACUACCCCUCAGGCAUCCACAGCUCUUCAAGGCCAUCGGGGUCAAGCCUCCACGUGGUAUUUUGCUUUACGGACCCCCGGGUACAGGGAAGACUUUGAUUGCCCGAGCUGUAGCCAAUGAAACAGGAGCAUUUUUCUUUCUUAUCAAUGGUCCUGAGAUUAUGAGUAAGUUGGCAGGAGAAUCUGAGAGUAAUUUGAGGAAGGCAUUUGAAGAAGCUGAGAAGAAUUCUCCCGCCAUCAUUUUCAUUGAUGAAUUGGAUGCUAUAGCCCCCAAACGUGAAAAGACACAUGGAGAGGUGGAGAGAAGAAUUGUAUCACAGCUGUUAACAUUGAUGGAUGGGCUUAAACAGAGAGCACAUGUCAUCGUCAUGGCCGCCACAAACAGACCCAACAGCGUGGAUGGAGCGCUUAGACGAUUUGGUCGAUUUGAUAGAGAAGUUGACAUUGGAAUUCCUGAUGCCACUGGGCGUUUGGAAAUCUUGAGAAUUCACACAAAGAACAUGAAGCUUGCAGAAGAUGUAGAUUUGGAACAGGUUGCCCAGGAAACACAUGGUCACGUGGGAGCUGAUUUGGCCGCGCUGUGUUCUGAGGCUGCCCUACAACAGAUCCGAGAGAAGAUGGACCUGAUUGACUUGGAGGAUGAACACAUUGACGCUGAAGUCCUGGACAGUCUGGCCGUCACCAUGGAGGACUUCAGGUGGGCCCUGAGUAAGAGUAACCCCAGCGCUUUACGUGAGACCUGUGUGGAGGUUCCCUCGGUUACCUGGGAUGACAUCGGAGGUCUGGAGAACGUCAAGAAAGAGCUGCAGGAACUGGUCCAGUACCCAGUAGAGCACCCAGAGAAAUUCUUGAAGUUUGGAAUGACUCCUUCUAAAGGCGUCCUGUUUUACGGCCCACCUGGAUGUGGUAAAACUCUGCUGGCCAAAGCCAUCGCUAACGAAUGCCAGGCCAACUUUAUCUCCAUCAAAGGUCCAGAGCUGCUGACCAUGUGGUUCGGAGAGUCCGAGGCCAAUGUCCGAGACAUCUUUGACAAGGCGCGAUCUGCUGCCCCCUGUGUGUUGUUCUUUGAUGAGUUGGACUCCAUAGCUAAAGCCAGAGGAGGAAACGCUGGUGAUGGAGGUAAGGGAGGCUACUCAGAAGUACAGAAAAAUUCUGUGGAGCUGCAGCCAAUUGAUCAACCAAACUUGGCACAAAUUAUCCUUGGACCUGACAUUAUUGAUCCUGCCAUCUUACGACCUGGUCGUCUGGAUCAGUUGAUCUACAUUCCCCUGCCAGAUGAUAAAUCCAGAAUCGCCAUCCUCAAAGCCAACCUCAGAAAGUCACCAGUAGCUAAGGAUGUAGACCUGGAUUACCUAGCCAAGGUGACACAUGGCUUCAGUGGAGCUGAUCUCACCGAGAUUUGUCAGAGGGCUUGUAAACUGGCCAUCAGGCAGUCAAUAGAGGCAGAAAUCAGAAUGGAGAGAGAAAGGGACAGAGAUCCCAACGCAGAUAUGGAAAUUGAGGACUUUGACCCCGUUCCAGAAAUAACCAGGGCACAUUUUGAGGAGUCAAUGAAGUUUGCCCGUAGGUCUGUCAGUGACAAUGAUAUCAGGAAAUACGAGAUGUUCGCUCAAACACUACAGCAGAGUCGAGGAUUUGGAGGAAACUUCAGGUUUCCAGGACAACAGAGUGGCAGUAACCCCCCAAAUCAAGGUCAGGGCGGGAACUUUAAUGAUGAUGGAGAUGACGAUUUAUACAGUUAAUUGUGAUAAACAUCUCUUAUCUGAAAACAUACAGACAGUGAUAGUAAUAUUUAUAAUGUUUUGUUUUCAUUUUAUUUCAUUUAUCAUUUUUGAGUCGUGCAAACAUAAGACUGUUGUCAUAUGAAUUUUUUGUGGGACAAAGCUUUUUUCGCAUUCAGUCAUCAUUAAUGCCACAGAAUAUAAGAUUAUCACAACACAGUACGUGUACCAGCAUGACUAGCUCUGUGUACGAUGUGUAUUAAAUCAGAAACCAGUA